Messenger RNA from Bacidia gigantensis, 1536 nucleotides. RefSeq lists its product as uncharacterized. Lineage: Eukaryota; Fungi; Ascomycota; Lecanoromycetes; Lecanorales; Ramalinaceae. The record is from RefSeq and is a predicted model, not a curated record. The coding region runs from base 1 to 1536 and encodes 511 amino acids. The transcript is spliced from 4 exons. Gene Ontology annotation, molecular function: protein binding.
AUGUGUGCACGAUGGGAUCACCAAUCCGUUUACAAGAAUAACACGCUCUACAUCGAUGGGGGAAAGCAAACCUUCAUCGAUGAAAGAGAGGAGAAUGGUGAAAUCAUCCAGGAGGGCAAUAUUACAGUGGGAUACAGGACUAAAGACAAUUAUAUCAUUACCAUUGACAUGUCUAAAUCUUGGAAUUGGGAGACAAAUAUUUCUGAAGCUGCUCUUGAGAGGAUGCCGAUACAACAAUCACAAACGAAGCCGCCUGUCGUCUCGCGAGGUGCGUUCUUCUACGGCGGUGAUAGUAGCGAAAAUGUUUACCUCUGGGGAGGAACGACGUCAUACCUCAACAGGACUUUUCCUGGCUUUGAACCGCCGAUGACAUCUCAAUAUUCUCUUUGGUCAUACAAACCUUCAGAUAAUACUUGGGCCCAAUUCGAUACGGGGUCUACAGUCCAAAAUCGCCCAAGCAGUGGCUCCUUCGCAGAGGUCCGGGAGCAGAACCUCGCAUUCUAUUUCAAUGGGCAGCUUGACUCGGGGAGUCAGGUUUCAACGCAAGUCUUUGGAGACGAUCCGAAAGUGUUCUUAAAAGGGAUGAUCAUGCUGGAUCUGGCUAACCAAACAGCACGUAACCUUUCAACUGAUGCUGUGGUCGGUGAUCAGCCAAGGUCGCGGUGCGUUCCAAAGGCCUAUGCCCCCCUAUUCUAUGGCACUAAAUUGAUCAUUGUCCGAUUUCUGAGCGCAACGAGAUACAUGCACGGUGGCCGUUCAAGCGACGAUUUGGAGGCAAAUAUAUUCUACGACGAUGUGUACAUACUCUCUAUACCUUCAUUUACAUGGACGAAGGUAUACGAAUCGAAGAGAGGUAAGGCAGGGCAUACAUGCCAUCGCGUGGGCCCAAGUAAGAUGAUCCUUGUGGGGGGCACCAACUCCAUGAACUAUACCGAGGGAUGCGACUGGCACACCAAAGGCGUGGGAGUGAUGGACAUGAAUGAAAUAGUGUGGGGGAGGGUUUAUGAUGCUAACGCUGAGGAUUAUCAAGUGCCAGUCAAUGUUAGCCGGAGGAUCGGGGGAGAUAAAAACGGAGGCGCCGCCAUGCGCCAGCCAACUCUUGGUUUUGAUCAAGAGGGUCUGGCGAAGAUUUUCAAUGGGACAACGAAGGCUAAAACAUUACAGAACGCAACAGUAACAAAUACACCGUCAAAGAUGAGUCCUAGCAACACGAUCAGCAAGUCCAUUAUCGUUUGCACUGCCGUAGGAGCCGUCGCUCUGGUUGGUGUAACAGGAUCUUUGGUAUAUCUCUAUCGCAGAGGACUUUAUCAGAUCAUUACAAAGACGGAAUGGCCUUUCGUGGAGAUGGAUGGCAGUGGACGAGAGGACGUAGAAAUCAUGACCAAUUCUGUGUGCUGGGAGCUGCCGGCGAUGGAAAAACCUGUUGAAUUGGCCGUGCGGUGCAGCAGUUCCAAAUUCAGGGAGAAAUCGGGGAAACGAGAGGUCAAGCCUCCAUCGUGGGUACCGCCGGUUACUGAUGAGGGCGUCCCUUUCUAG